This is a messenger RNA of Aegilops tauschii subsp. strangulata, 1551 nucleotides long. Its product is annotated as putative ubiquitin-conjugating enzyme E2 38. The record is from RefSeq and is a predicted model, not a curated record. NCBI's taxonomy places the organism in Eukaryota, Viridiplantae, Streptophyta, Magnoliopsida, Poales, Poaceae. Gene Ontology annotation, molecular function: ubiquitin conjugating enzyme activity.
AUGGUGCUGCUGCAGGUACUUGGACUGCACCGGUGGCCAAAAGAAAGCGCCCGCGCUGCAGCCAACCAGACGGUGCUGCCAAAAGGACGAGACAUUCGGUGCCAGAGCUUCCAAAGGUUUCUUCCAGAAAAAAUAGAUUACAUGCUCCCGCUGCACAAUUUUCCUGGAUUCCCACUAGAGCGUCUAUUAUGCUUUCUACGAACACCUGCAGGUCUUAUGGAUACUUUGUUGGAAAAAAAUUGUGGAUUGCUCAAGCCAUAUACUUACAUGUCUAAUGCUGGCACCGAAGCAAUGGAUCUUGGAUCUUCAUCCAGUGAUAAAGUUGGAUCGUAUACAGAAAUUGAUUCCGUCGAAGCAUCUGAAGCUGAGCUACAGAAUUUUGACUCCUGUGAAAUCGAGGAAGGGGAUUAUGUGUAUGACGAAGACGAAGGCUGCUAUGUGAAUGGCGUUGAAGGGCCUGAUUAUGAAUUUGAUGAGAUUGACUUAUAUCAACAACUGGAUUAUAAAUUUGACGAUUCAUAUCUGCCUCCAGGUGUGGAGUGUAGUGUACCAUUGGUGCAGAAAGCUGUAACUGAUGACGGGCCUGACAAUUUUAAGUCAAUGUCAGAAAUAGAGGAUGAAAUUGGCAAGAAAUACAAGUUAUUUAAACAGUUUGACAUUAUUAAAGAUUUCUCUGAUCAUCAUUAUGCCAGUAAUCCUGUUGGAAAGACAGGGAAAGAGUGGACAAAAAGAAUUCAGCAUGACUGGAAACUCCUGGAGAACAAUUUACCAGCGUCCAUAUAUGUUCGCGUUUCGGAAAACCGAAUGGACCUUCUCAGGGCUGUGAUCAUUGGGCCUCAGGGAACACCCUACCAUGAUGGCCUUUUCUUCUUUGAUGCUCAAUUCACUGCUAGUUAUCCAGCGACUCCUCCAGUGGUAUACUAUCAUUCUGGAGGACUUCGGCUUAAUCCAAAUCUGUAUGAUUGUGGAACAGUCUGCCUUAGCCUCCUGGGAACCUGGCAUGGUAACGGCUGUGAGAAUUGGAACUCAGCUCACUCAAGCAUGCUACAAGUGCUGAUAUCCAUUCAAGGUCUCAUAUUGAAUGAAAAGCCAUACUUCAAUGAGCCAGGAUACGAGACUGAAGUCAAUGAUGCUAAUGGACAGAGGAGGUCCUUGGAGUAUAAUGAUACAGCAUUUCAGCACUCGUGUGGGACAAUGCUGUACUCACUUCGUAGGCCUCCACAGCACUUUGAAGAUCUUGUUGCCGGCCACUUUCGUGAACGUGGCCAUGCAAUUCUGGCUGCAUGCAAAUAUUACAUGGAAGGUAACGAAGUUGGGUCCGUAGUUCCUGAUGAGGACGAUGAGGGCAAGGAGCUGGAAAAUGCAAAUGCGCGUGCAGGUGCAGGUCGACGAACCGCAUCCUUCAAGGGCGACAUGAAGGUUCUGUUUGAAGAGCUCCUGGUGGAAUUCAGUGUGAAGGGUGCUGACACCAAGAAGUUCUGUGCUGAGAAGGUGAAGAAGACGCGUCAAAAAAAGAAGAAGUUGAAGAAGAGCCAGCCUGCUGCUGCUUGA